Molecule: messenger RNA, 6516 nt
Organism: Solea solea (common sole)
Lineage: Eukaryota; Metazoa; Chordata; Actinopteri; Pleuronectiformes; Soleidae
Product: calpain-1 catalytic subunit-like
Exons: 26
Coding region: 3263-5356 (697 amino acids)
Biological process (GO): proteolysis
Cellular component (GO): cytoplasm
Molecular function (GO): calcium-dependent cysteine-type endopeptidase activity; calcium ion binding
Source: RefSeq, a predicted model, not a curated record
UGAUUUGAGUGUAACACAGGAAGUCCGCGUGAACACACAGCGUUGUUUUCGCUGUUAAAUCAACUGUUGACGGAGAAAUAUCAAAGAAAUCCAGCAGACGAGCUGUAAAUGAUCGUGUUCACAUGUGUCUGAUCAAAACAUCGUCAGCUGGUGUCUGCGGGUGAAUAAUCGUCAGCUGGUGUCUGCGGGUGAAUCGUCAGCUGGUGUCUGCGGGUGAAUCGUCAGCUGGUGUCUGCGGGUGAAUCGUCUGCGGGUGAAUCGUCUGCGGGUGAAUCGUCAGCUGGUGUCUGCGGGUGAAUCGUCUGCGGGUGAAUCCUGACAGUGGAAGCAGCAUGCUUGUUAAUGCAGUUAAUGCACCACAUGACAGAAAUUCCACAUAUUUAUGCAGAGGAAGACGACAGAGAAGGAGGACACGAGGACACGAGGACACGAGGACACAGCUGGUGCAACAGUAGAGGACACAAAGGGAUUGAAGCAGAAGGAUAGAAAGGAAACAGUAAAUCAAACAACCACUGGUUACAACUGUGAAAUAGACAAAGAAAGCUUAAUGAUUCUAUGCAGCUGACCUCACUGUGGCACUUUAUUAAGUGUCCUGUGUACCUAAUAAAAUGACAUGUGGGAUUAUUGACGAGAUGACAGAUCUUAAGAAGAUCCUGACUGCAAACACUCGGCUUUACACAACAGCAGCAGCAGCAGUGACAGUACAUGUGUUAAACCUCGGCUCACACUCCUUCAGAAACUCUUCUGCUCGUAUCCUUUUCUCUCCUUUACACUUGAGUAUAAUCAUUAUUUAUUAUAAUUACUCGUCUCCUUUCUGUGCGAGCUCCCCCUGUUUUUCUUUGAUUUGACCGUGAACGCGAUCCUUCCCACUGAGGCCGCUCACGUUGACCACUUUGACUCCUGAAGUAGAGCAAAGCAGAGCGGAGCAGCCACAUCUGGCAAACUCUACUCACAUCUGGUUUGUGUAUUAGCUCCUUUUCAUGGCCGUCGACCACAGAGUCUGAUAGUUUGCCUGCGAGACACGCGAUGAGAUGAGAUGCAGACACUCACUCUGCUCCAGGGGACACGAGCUGUGUCCACAGGUCAGAGACAGAGCAGGAAAUGUCCCUCACGUUUCAUGAGGAAUAAGAACUUUGUGCUGUUCACUCACAGAUCUGCACAUACACAUUGUUCUAUGUUAUGUUUCACACUGUGUUUGCAGAGAGAAAUAAUCUGCACUUUACUGAAGGAGGCGGACCUCUGAGGAGUAACUUGUGAUGUAGCAGCGCCCUCUUGUGUCAGCACUGAACUGAUUGACUUGUUUAUUCAAGUUCAGCAUCAUCACACUUCCCUUUGAACGUGAACGUGCAGAUGAUACCAGGCCACUUCUGUGAUGUACUGCCCUCUAGUGUUUACAAAUAACUCAACGAUAAUCAAUGCAGUGUAUAGUGUUGGUGAAGUUAGUUGAUGGUGCUGAGGGCCCCAGAAAGGCCCCAGAAAGGCCCCAAAAGGCUUGGGCCAGCCCUGCAUGUAUGUCCUGCCCCUCACAAUGUAAAUGAUUUGUCGUGGUGAUGCUCAGACACUGUGCUGUAUCUGGGUUUAUUAUGGGAGAUAUUCAUCAUUUACUGUGACUCAGUGACAGUAAAAGAUUAAGUCAGUGUUUAAUAUUUGGCAGAAAUCUCAAACGUCAGAGACCUUCGUCUUUGAAAAGUAGUCGUAGUUGCUCUCUUCAUCUUCUCUUGUUAAAAUGGUCCAGGUGAGCAUGGACGGAGCUGAAGAUCUGUGCUGUCGGAGCGUCCCGUCAACGUCCUGCAGGUGAUGAGCACAGGCAGGUGAUGAGCACACCUGACGACAGGCUCCUGAAUAAAGGGCUGAAGAAGGUCAUAAGAGUUGAGUUGUGAUGAUGUGAGCAAUGCAGACGCGUGUGCUGCCAGGACUUAGUACAGGAUCAUUAAAACACUUCAUCAUUGCAACAAAUGGUAAUGCGCUCGGACCUGGAGCCAAACACGGCUUAACAUGCAAACAAGCAACACUUUGAAAAGGAUCUAGAAAGGUGGUGGAGCAGCAGCAGCAGCAGCAGCAGCAGAAAGAAGCAGCAGCAGCAGCAGCAGCAUCAUGGGUGUAGCAAGAAAUGAUUGAGGAACAGAGGACGGAGUCUGUCCUGCAAAGCUUCAUGUGGUUGAAAUCACAUGACUGUAAUAGAAAGUCAUCAAAUCAUUUGAAAGACAAAAUGUGUCUUAAAAGCACUGAUGAUGAUUUUUUGACAAAUCCUUCUGAUUCUGUAUUUUCAUGUUUUUAAUCAUAUUGAAAUCACAAUGUGUCACAAUAGGUUAUGUGUCGCGUGGCCUGUGAUGGACUGGUGACCUUUCACUCUGUCAGCUGGGACUGGAACCAGCAGCCCCCAACCCUCAUGUGGAGGAUAAAGAGGACAGAAAACAAUGGGCGGCCCCGCAGUGUUUGGACUGGCUCUGCAGACCACAGGCAUCUGAGCUGACUCCCUUAACUGUGGUGCCAUACAAUACAGGAACAUGCAGAGCCAACAGAGAGAGCAGGUUGCACUGCAGGUGGCUGGAGGCGGGGUUUGCUCAAAGAUCAUUUGCAUAUGUUAGCAGGUAACAAAAGGGCGGCUGUAGCUCGAGGCAGCGACAGGCUUUAUAUAAGUGUCAGAACCUGUUCCCUUGCACUCUCGUCUCUCCUGAGCUGUGAGGUUUUAUUUAGGAGCUGAAAUCUCAGCAGCUUCAGUGACCAACUGUCAGGACUGCAGUUACGUUACACAGUAAAUCAGGACCAAGACCAAGACCGAGACCAAGGCAGAGCAAGUCUGAGUCAAGACCAAGACCAAGAGUAAGACCAAGGCAGAGCAAGUCUGAGUCAAGACCAAGACCAAGACCAAGGCAGAGCAAGUCUGAGUCAAGACCAAGACCAAGGCAGAGCAAGUCUGAGUCAAGACCAAGACCAAUACCAAGGCAGAGCAAGUCUGAGUCAAGACCAAGACCAAGAGUAAGACCAAGGCAGAGCAAGUCUGAGUCAAGACCAAGACCAAGAGUAAGACCAAGGCAGAGCAAGUCUGAGUCAAGACCAAGACCAAGGCAGAGCAAGUCUGAGUCAAGACCAAGACCAAGAGUAAGACCAAGGCAUUGAGUCAAGACCAAAACCAAGACCAAGGCAGAGCAAGUCUGAGUCAAGACCAAGACCAAGGAAGUGAGUCAAGACCAAAACCUUUAUGAAAGUGUAAACUAGGACUUGAUGUGCUUCUGUUCCAGCUGAACCUGAAAGCGCAGCGAUGCCUCCUCCCGGUGUGUGUCUGAACAUCAUGGAGGCUCGUCACAAGAAAAGUGGAAUCGGCAGCUCGAGCCGCCCUGAGAGUUUAUUUAACCAGGACUACGAGCAGCUGAAACGUUUCUGUCUCACAAGAAAAGUCAAGUACAUCGAUGAGCUGUUCCCACCGGUCACCUGGUCCAUCGGCAUGGGAUUGCUGCGCCCCGACGAUCUGUCCAAAGUGCAGUGGUUAAGACCGUGGGAUAUUUCUUCCAAUCCCUCCGUUGUACUUGAUGGGAUCUCCAGGUUUGACUUUGAACAAGGAUUAGUUGGAAACUGUUGGUUUCUUGCAUCGAUCGGAGCUCUGACUUUCCAAAGUCAAGUCCUCAUGCAGGUGAUGCCUCCAGGGCAAACAUUUCAUGAGGACUACUGUGGGCUGUUUCACUUCAGGUUCUGGAGGUUUGGGAUGUGGGUGGACGUCGUCAUUGAUGACAAACUUCCAACAAUAAAUGGCCGACUAAUCUUUGUCCACUCCAAAGACCCAAAUGAGUUCUGGCCAGCUUUGUUGGAGAAAGCCUACGCCAAGGUUUGUGGUUCCUAUGCCGACAUGAGAGCUGGGACUCCAGCAGAGGCUAUGAUGGACUUCACUGGUGGUGUCCUCAUGCACAUCGACCUGUCGGAUCCUCCAGCAAACAUGUGGGACCUGAUGUUCAGGGCGGGACAGACCACUUCACUGAUGAGCUGCGGGACACAUCCGGGGGAGACGUCUGACAACACUGUGCUCAGAAAUGGAUUGGUCCAAGGCCAUGCGUACACCGUGACGGGUCUCAAACAGUUAACCAGUGGAGGGAAACUUGUACACCUGGUGCGUUUGUGGAACCCCUGGGGAAAAGGAGAGUGGAAUGGAGACUGGAGCGACAAGUCCUCACUGUGGCUCACUGUCAACGCUCAGGACCGUCACAUGUGCCACUCAGUGCGAGAUGAUGGAGAGUUCUGGAUGACCCUGCAAGAGGUCUGUCAAUUCUACAGUGAUCUGAGCAUCUGCUGCCUCACUCCAAACUUCCUCGAUGGAAACUCUUCUUGUCACUGGACGGCCUCCGUGCUCGAGGGCAGGUGGGUUUCAGGAAUCACUGCUGGAGGAUGUCCACAAAACAAAGAAAGUUUCUGGACUAAUCCUCAGUAUCGGGUCAGGAUCGAUGGUCAGCAUUCAGAGAGAGACGGUGAGAAGAACACGCUGCUUUCUCUCAUGCAAAAACCCGACAAGCAGAACAGGCACCUGGUCCAGAACCUCCACAUCGGAUUAUCUGUAUUUGAAGUGCCUGAACAAUACAGGACACACAGAGGGAAGUUCCCGGCCACGUUCUUCAGCACACACACUCCUGCUGCCCAAACCAAAACCUACCUGAACGCACGGCAGGUGAUGGAGUCGCUCGCCCUGAAGCCUGGAGAUUACCUGAUCGUUCCGUCCACCUACCGUCCCAACGAGACGUCCUCCUUCAUCCUGACCAUCCACUCCAAAACUGACGCCCACGGCUAUGAGAAUUCCAACGACUAUAAAAAUGAACCACUUCAGAAGUCUCCACUGGAGGAGCAAAGAGAGAAUCCACAGGACGACAAGAAGAAGACGACCCUCUUCCACGAGCACUCAGACAAGUAUGAGGAAGUGGACGCAGAGCAGCUCCAGAAGCUCCUGAAUGAAAACAUCUUGAAAGGAGAGCUGAAGUCUGGAGGCUUCAGCGUCAAUGACUGUCGCAGCAUGGUCGCUCUGAUGGACAAGUCCAUCACUGGAAAACUCAACAGAGAGGAAUUUGUCUAUCUGUGGAACAAGGUUGUGAAGUACAAGAACAUUUUCUUCCUCACUGAUGUUUCCCGGACUGGAACGCUGUCACUGAGUGAACUGAGGAACGCAUUUGAAGCUUCAGGAAAGAGGCUCAGCGAUGCCAUGCUGAAUCUGAUGGCUCUGCGUUACGGCACGUCCUCUGGACACAUAACACUGGAGAGCUUCAUCACUCUCAUCCUGCGCUUGGACUGCAUGUACAAAAUCUUCAAUAAACUGUCUGAUGGGAAAGCCAUGUCUCUCCAAGAGUCAGAGUGGAUUUACAUUUCCAUGUACACUUAACCUGACAAAGAAGAAGACGCCGUGGACAAUGAUCUCAAUGUUUCUCUGAGAAUGAACUUUGUUAAAGGUGCAGUCUGCAAAACUUUGGUGAAAUUAUUUCCAUUUGGUAGAAAUGAUGCAAAAAAAUACUGUUUUAUUUUAGUGAACCUUUACAUUUACACCAGGAGCAGGUUAGACUGCUGUUUAUCUCAUAGAGAAAUAAUCACCUCUGGAAUUUUGCUGCUAAAUGAAGAUUGCACUGAUUGUUUUGCAUGCACACACACGGAAACAACACAUACACGUAGAGAAGAAACCAUGAUAAUAAUAAUAAUAAUUAUAACAAUACAAACAUGUAAUACAUAAUAAGAUAAGUCAAUAAAAGCCAAGCAAAUAAAUAGGUUUUUAGCAGACACUGGACAGACAGACAGACAGACAGACAUACUACUGUCAGACAGACAGACAUACUACUGUCAGACAGACAGACAGAAACAAGAGAGAAAAAAGCAUUAAGGCCAAAACAAGUGACUUGAGCACAAUGACCACAAGAGGAAGUGAAACCAGCUUUGAACAUUUAUUUAUAUUAUUCAUUAUAAAACAAAUACAUUUUUGUUCUUUUCAUGUUUUCCAGUUAUAGGAGAUCAGUGUGGCGUGCACAUACACACACUUACACACACAUACACACACUUACACACACUUACACAACUCUUUAAUUGUUGCACAUGACAAAAGAUUUCAAAUAAAGAUUGACAGUGUUGAUGUCAGGUUCAAACAAAGUGAGUCAUUCCUUCCACACGCAUGUCAAAGACCUGUUUUGUCACGGACGUGCAGCUGUGAUGCACUUCUGCCCUCUUGUGGGUGAAAACAGUAAAGCACAACAGAGACAUUGACAUGUUACUGUUGCAAAGCAGGAUGUGAUGAUCAUGACCAAGCAGAACAGAUUUAAAGUCAUGUGAAAAGAAACAUUAUCAUCGUUGUUGUUGUUGUUGCUUUCAUUCCUCCACUCGUUUUGUUUCCAGCUCAUUUCACACAUCAAAAAAACAUUUAUGUUUAUUUUAGUAAAUGUCUUUGUCUGGUGUUUCUAUUGUCUUUUUAAAUGAUUCCGCUCUCCCUCAUAAGGCCACAGUUAUAAAUAAGAAUGUGUUCUUAAUCUGGCCUGAAAUAAAAAGGAUGUUGCUGCUUUA